AUGGCCUCCUUUGAUGUUUCAAACAAAACAUAUCCAGAAUCUCGUCUAGCCAAACUGUUCAACGGCAACAUACCAAUAGUCCUAGACUCAUUAAAGCAACACUAUUUUAUCGACAGAGAUGGCGGCAUGUUCCGGCAUAUUUUAAACUUCAUGCGAAACUCCAAACUACUUAUUCCAGACAAUUUCCAAGAUUUGGACUUGUUGCUGGAAGAGGCGCGGUACUUCGACAUACCCCCUAUGGUGAAACAAUUAGAACAAAUAAAAAAAGAUAGAGUAAAGAAUAGUAGUUCGGGGAGUAAAAGUAAUGUUAGAGGAGAUUUGUACGAGUGUGUGGCUUUACAUGUUAGUCCAGAUUUGGGGGAAAGGAUUAUGUUAAGUGGGGAUAGGAGUCUUUUGGAUGAGGUAUUUCCCGAAACGAAUCAGGCUGUUAUGGAUGCUAGGACUGGAGCUGCUUGGAAUCAGCAAGAUGCCCAUCAUGUUAUCCGGUUUCCAUUAAACGUCCCCUCCACUAGUAUCACGUCUUAUGGUUCAGCUAUAUCAUGGGCAACCAAGAGACAAGUCACCGUUGCCUUUUCGACAACAGAAAGUGACUAUAUGGCUAUGAGCAUGGCGGCACAAGAGGCUUUAUGGCUAAGAAGAUUGAAUGAAGAAUUUGUAUAUUGCACAACUGCUACAGUUUUAAAUAUUGACAAUCAAGGAGCCAUACAUUUAGCACAAAAUGGGGCAUAUCAUGCAAGAACGAAACACAUAGAUAUCCGCAAGGGGCAACACACUUUGCCCGACCUACCUUACGAUUAUGCCGCCUUGGAGCCCAUUAUCUCGCGCGAUAUUAUGAACUUGCACCACUGCAAACAUCAUCAGACUUACAUAACAAAUUUGAAUGCGGCCGAGGAAAAGUUAAAGGCCGCAGUGGAAAAGGGAGAUGUAAAUACUCAGGUCUCGUUGGCACCAGCCAUAAGAUUCAACGGAGGCGGUCACAUAAACCACUCGAUUUUCUGGCAAAAUUUAAGCCCUUGCCAAACGGAACCAUCCCCGGAACUUUGCUACGCCAUCAACAACUCCUUUGGCAGUUUGGACAAUUUGAAAUCUAAAAUGUCCGCUGCUACUGUAGCUAUACAAGGUUCAGGCUGGGGGCUGGAUCCUUUGCAAGGUACCACUGGUUUGGUGCCUUUAUUGGGUAUUGAUGUGUGGGAACAUGCUUAUUACUUGCAGUACAAAAAUGUCCGGGCUGAUUAUGUCAAGGCUAUAUGGGAUAUUGUCAAUUGGAAGGAUGUCAGUGAGAGAUAUAAGAAGGCUAUUGCUUGUAAAUGA
Ceutorhynchus assimilis (cabbage seed weevil) is the source of this 1311-nucleotide messenger RNA. Lineage: Eukaryota; Metazoa; Arthropoda; Insecta; Coleoptera; Curculionidae. The record is from the annotation of a GenBank genome assembly.